Naegleria gruberi is the source of this 1148-nucleotide messenger RNA. RefSeq names its product LamG domain-containing protein. The coding region runs from base 1 to 1089 and encodes 362 amino acids. The transcript has a single exon. NCBI's taxonomy places the organism in Eukaryota, Heterolobosea, Eutetramitea, Acrasida, Naegleriidae. The record is from RefSeq and is a predicted model, not a curated record.
AUGAGUCGACGAGCCCAUCAAGUUUCCAACUCAAACUUUGUAAGAGCCUUGUUUGUAGGAGCCCUCUACAACGACAGCACCAGACAACAAGAUGAUGAAGAUUUACAUGAUAUGAAUCACUCGGGAAUUAAUAGUGUGUUCGAGUUUAGUUCUGAGGUUAAUUUGUAUUAUGAAAUGAAAGUUCCCUCCGAGAUGAUGAUCCAGCCUUUUGAUGAGUUGACCAUGAUGGCUUGGGUUCAUCCUACAAAACAUGGAGAUAUUAGAAUUUUUGAUUCUUCUGUGGCUGGAGAGAAUUUUGCAGGCUUUGGUUUUGAUUUGCAUAUGGAUAAGGUGAGGUUUCUUGGUUCGAGAAGGGAUGAUGUUGCUGUGGGGGUCAAUUGUGUGAGCAGUCGAAGGAGUGUUAGAAUUGGGGAGUGGAAUCAUUGUUGUGUGACUUUUAAGAAGGGAGAAAUGAGAUUUUAUAUUAAUGGAGAAUUGGACGUGGUGCAUUUGAGUGAUUUGAAGAUGUUGGAUCCACCUCUGCAAAAUAAGCUCUGUAUUGGAUAUUCUAUGAUAGGCCACCCAGGUAGUGGCUAUUAUGAAGGAUUUAUGAGCCAAAUGUCAGUUUGGAAUGUAGCUCUUUCUGAUAAUCAUGUAGAAAUGUGUUCCAGAAAAAAUCUAUUGCUUUUACAGGGAAAGGGGCAAACUGAUAGUCAAUUCUUUUUUGAUCCAGAAUUAUACCAUAUUUUCAAUAAUCAUGCAUUGAUUUAUUUGCCAUACCUGAAGUGGGAUAAUGAUAGAGUGAAGAAUUUUGGAAUUUCUUCUGAGAAUUUGGAUAUAAAAGCGAACUGUCCUUCAAGAAGAUCCAGUAAGAAGAUCUUAUCAGUGAGCAAUGAUAGAGCCAAAUUCACCUCGAAUGAAUCUGGUUUUGAUUCGAAUCAAUAUCCAGUUUUUAAAGGUGUUUACUGGAUGCGAGAAUUGCAUCAACAUUUCUCAAAGGAGAAGAGAGCAAUGAUUAAUCUCCUGCUACUGAUUGCCAAUAGACAUGCUCCAUUAAUUGGUGAUUUGCCAGGUGAGGUAUUGGAAGUUGUGUUUUCAUUCCUGGAAUGAGUUUGGAUUACAACAAAACCCAAAUUAAAAAAAUGAAAGCAUGUCAAGCUCGUAAUUUU